Sinocyclocheilus grahami is the source of this 942-nucleotide messenger RNA. Its product is annotated as gastrula zinc finger protein XlCGF8.2DB-like. NCBI's taxonomy places the organism in Eukaryota, Metazoa, Chordata, Actinopteri, Cypriniformes, Cyprinidae. Bases 60 to 941 code for a protein of 293 amino acids. The record is from RefSeq and is a predicted model, not a curated record. Gene Ontology annotation, cellular component: nucleus. The transcript has a single exon. Gene Ontology annotation, biological process: regulation of transcription by RNA polymerase II. Gene Ontology annotation, molecular function: DNA-binding transcription activator activity, RNA polymerase II-specific; RNA polymerase II cis-regulatory region sequence-specific DNA binding.
AAAUAAUGGGAAGAGGUUUUGAUAUUACUUUAAUAGUUUAGGGUGCGUAUAAGAUCUACAUGUUGUUGGUUUUGAUGUUUGUUCUUUGUGCCAUUAUAAAUGGUGUUAAUCUGGAUUUGUCUUUUUUUGCAUUAGACCUGAUGACACUGAAAGAGGAGAGUCAAGAACUCAGUGUUCAGCAUGAGAAAUCAGAAAAAAGAGCUCAAAAGACAGCAAAUAGAAGUUAUUUCACCUGCCAACAGUGCGGGAAAAGUUUAACCAGAAAAGGAUUCCUUGAAGUCCACAUGAGAACUCAUACUGGAGAGAAACCUUUCACCUGCCAACAGUGUGGGAAGAGUUUCAUUCGAAAAUCAAACCUUAAUUACCACAUGAGAGUUCACACUGGAAAGAAACCAUUUGUCUGCCAACAGUGUGGAAAGAGUUUUACUGAAAAAGGGAACCUUAAUCUUCACAUGAGAAUUCACACCGGAGAAAAACCUUUCACCUGCCAACAGUGCGGAAAGAGCUUCACUCAAAAAGCAGAUCUUAAAAAACACACACUAAUUCAUACUGGAGAGAAACCUUACACAUGCUCUCAAUGUGAAAAGAGUUUUACAGAUAAACGACACCUCGUUGACCACAUGAGAGUUCACACUGGAGAGAAGCCUUACACCUGCAAACUGUGUGGAAAGAGCUUCAUUCGAAAAGCAAGCCUUAAAUACCACAUGCAAAUUCACAGUGGAGAGAAACCUUUCAUAUGUUCUCAAUGUCCAAGGAGUUUUACACAUAAAUAUAGACUUAAAGGCCACAUGAGGAUUCAUACCAAAGAGAAACCUUUCACCUGUCAACAAUGUGGAAAGAGUUUCACUGAAAAAGGAAACCUUAGGAAACACAUGAAGAUUCACACUGAAGAGAAGCCGUUUACAUCUGAUCAGAGUUUUGAACGUAAAGUAGCUCUGUAAC